UAGUGUCUGGUUCUCUUGUAAAGUCUUCCCCGUAACAACAGCUCGAGAGCUGCAGGUGUCAGGAAUUUAUGUUUCCUUCUCAUGUUAGUGCUGUAGAUUGACUGUUUACUGAGUGGAUCUGCUGGUAAUCUUUCUGCUGUUUGUCAUGAUAACAUUGGAUGUCAUUGUCGAACACUUAUCUUUGUCACUCCUUCCCAUAACCACAAGGUUACUCCCUUCUAGGAAUUGACUUUUCUAAUAUUGGGCAGACUCUUUCAACUUGAGGUUUUUACAAAUCUUCUUUUGCCUGAAUAAUUUCCAAUGCCAUUCCAAUAACACUUUUUUAUUAUUUUUCUACUUCUCUCCCCACCACCCUCAUUCAGAGAUUACCUUCCACUCUCCAAACGCUAAAGUUUACAGUUUUUCAUUGUAGUUUAAUAUUAUAGUGUUAUCUCCCCCUUGAACUUUUUAACAUGCACCUACCUGAUAACAGCCUUCCUCCAAAGACAGAGGCUUUAGUUCUGCUUAUGGACUUUCUCGUGCAGGAAUGCACCAUUAAGUUGCCGUCCUUGGGAUGAGACUAUUUCCCAGUUGUUGAUGAAGUCCCAGUUCUAUUUUUGAUGAUGAGCCCCAAGUUCCUCUGGUGCACUGGCUCAAUCAAUGUCGCUAAAUCAAUUGACCAUUUAUAGUGAGAUUUUCUUACUUUGUUAUGUGCCUUGAUAAAAUGGAUUUGUUUUGUCAUUCUUUAAAUAAGAGACCUGAGAUACUGAGGCAUGUUAAAAAAUGUACCAAUUACAUGUUACAUUCUUUUUCAUUAUUUGGCUAUCUUGCUUUUCCCCAGUUUACCGCCUCCUUUCCUUAUGCUCAAAGGAAAUAAGCAUUGUAAUGAAAAUUUAAGCUGAACAAAAUGUCAUUAUGCAUUAUAUACAAGUUUUCUCUUUGACAAAAGAGCAAUGGUAGUUUACCUACAUUUUGGUUAGUGUUAUCUGCCAAAAUUAGUACUGUCACCUUCAGAAAUAUUAGAUGACGAUGCAUUUACUCUGCUGCUAAGCUUCUGGGAUCAGUGGACUAGUAACCAGUGGCAACGUGACAGGAGCAAUUUCCUGUUGCUUACAUCAUAGCCUAUCGCAGGAUCCAAGCUGCUGCACACGCACACAGCCUGUUUUCUUGAGCUAACAUGGCAGCUCUGCUGACUGCAGAUUGAGAGAAUAGUGUGGUAGACUUUCAGUGCAGCAUACUUUCAGUGCAGCAAAUUCUCAUGGAUAUGCCUGCUGACCCAUACUUACCUUACGAUGGUGGCGGUGGCAACUGCAUUCCUAUGCAAGAAAUGCCCAGGAAAGGAGCCAACUAUACAAUGACGAAUGGGGGUGGUAUAAACAGCACAACGCAUUUAUUGGACCUUUUGGACGAACCAAUACCUGGCGUUGGAACUUAUGAUGAUUUCCACACCAUUGACUGGGUGCGGGAGAAGUGUAAAGACCGAGAAAGGCACAGAAAGAUUACUAGCAGGAAGAAAGAUUCUGUAUGGGAGUUCGUAAAAAGCUUAUAUGAUGCUUGGUCUGGAUGGCUGGUUGUAACUCUGACUGGUCUGGCAUCAGGUGCCUUGGCUGGUUUAAUAGAUAUUGCUGCUGACUGGAUGACUGAUUUAAAGGAGGGCAUUUGUCUGAGCGCAUUGUGGUUUAACCAUGAACAGUGCUGCUGGGGAUCGAGUGAGACAACGUUUGAAGCAAGAAACAAAUGUCCUCAGUGGAAAACAUGGGCCGAAUUAAUCAUUGGACAAGCGGAUGGUCCAGGUUCUUAUAUAAUGAACUACAUUAUGUACAUCCUUUGGGCCUUGGGCUUUGGCUUCCUGGCUGUUUCCUUAGUGAAGGUGUUUGCUCCAUAUGCCUGCGGCUCUGGGAUUCCAGAGAUUAAAACUAUUCUUAGUGGCUUCAUCAUCCGGGGCUACCUAGGCAAAUGGACGUUGCUAAUUAAAACAAUCACUCUGGUUUUAGCUGUGGCUUCUGGACUCAGCCUGGGGAAAGAGGGUCCUCUUGUACAUGUUGCCUGUUGCUGUGGAAAUAUAUUUUCUUAUUUAUUCCCAAAAUACAACAAAAAUGAAGCAAAGAAGCGAGAGGUGUUGUCUGCAGCGUCAGCAGCUGGAGUUUCUGUGGCUUUUGGUGCUCCAAUUGGCGGUGUCCUUUUUAGCUUGGAAGAGGUUAGCUACUACUUUCCCUUGAAAACCCUGUGGAGGUCAUUUUUUGCUGCAUUAGUGGCAGCCUUCAUCUUGCGCUCCAUUAAUCCGUUUGGAAACAGCCGUUUGGUCUUAUUUUAUGUGGAGUACCACACACCCUGGUAUUUAUUUGAACUGAUCCCUUUCAUCCUGCUGGGCGUGUUUGGAGGACUGUGGGGAGCUUUCUUCAUCCGUGCUAACAUUGCGUGGUGUAGGCGACGGAAAACCACUAAGUUUGGCAAGUUUCCCGUCCUAGAAGUCAUUACAGUGACCGUCAUCACCGCAGCGAUCUCUUUUCCCAACCAAUACACAAGGAAGAACACUAGCGAGUUGAUUAAAGAGCUUUUCACUGACUGUGGGCCACUCGAAUCUUCACCACUUUGUGACUACCAGACUGAUGCAAACGUCAGUAAGCUGUUGGAUGAUAUUCCAGAUCGACCCGCAGGCCAAGGAGUUUACGAUGCCAUUGGUAAACUGGCCCUGGCACUAAUAUUCAAAAUUAUUAUGACCAUUUUCACAUUUGGAAUUAAGGUACCUUCAGGUCUCUUCAUUCCAAGCAUGGCAAUUGGUGCCAUUGCUGGCAGGAUAGUGGGAAUUGCAGUGGAACAAAUGGCCUAUCAUCACCAUGACUGGUUCAUAUUUAACCAGUGGUGUAAUGUUGGAGCCGACUGUGUUACACCUGGCCUGUAUGCAAUGGUUGGUGCUGCAGCAUGUUUGGGCGGUGUGACCCGGAUGACUGUUUCCCUGGUGGUAAUUGUGUUUGAAUUAACCGGUGGGCUGGAGUACAUCGUUCCCCUCAUGGCAGCUGUGAUGACAAGCAAGUGGGUGGGAGACGCGUUUGGCAGAGAGGGCAUUUACGAAUCGCACAUCCGCCUGAAUGGGUAUCCGUUCCUGGACGCUAAAGAAGAGUUCACCCAUACAACGCUGGCAGCGGACGUGAUGCGUCCUCGGAGCAAUGAAGCACCUCUCUCGGUCCUGACACAGGACGAUAUGACAGUCGAAGACCUAGAAAUGACGAUUAAUGAAUCAACGUAUAAUGGUUUUCCUGUCAUUGUUUCAAAAGAGUCGCAAAGAUUGGUUGGAUUUGCACUCCGAAGGGAUAUAACUAUUGCAUUAGAAAAUUCUAGAAGAAAGCAAGAAGGCAUUGUCAGCAGUUCCAGGGUUCACUUCACCCAGCACGCUCCGACACUUCCAGCAGACAGCCCACGCCCAUUGAAGCUGCGAAGCAUUCUUGAUAUGAGCCCAUUCACGGUCACAGACCAUACGCCUAUGGAGAUUGUAGUGGACAUCUUCCGCAAGCUGGGCCUGAGGCAGUGCCUUGUAACGCACAAUGGGAAUAUCUUGGGGAUCAUCACAAAGAAGAACAUAUUAGAACACCUCGAGCAACUAAAACAACACGUCGAACCUUUGGCGUCUCCUUGGCAUCAUAACAAAGAAGGACAUCCUUCGUCAUAUGGCUCAAAUGACAGAUCAAGACCCAGAGUCGAUCAUGUUCAACUGAACACCGUGUUGGAGGAUCGCGAGGAGAGUGAGGAGGAAGUCCACCUGUUAAAGAGCACAGAGAUCUGACCGCUCCAAAGAUUCCAGCUCAACGGCACCACAGAGAGGGAAGGCAACACAUCUUACUGCAGUUUUCAGUUAGCACUGGUCUGCUUUGGAGUGGGAGUUUUAUCAGCAGAGGCCCAAGUCAGUAUUAAACCUGAUACUACAAGCCCGCUAUACAAGUAAAACUAUGCCGAGAAAUGUCCACUUUUAAGACUUUUGUUGUUGUUGAGGUAUGCUAUUAACAGAUAAGACAACAAUGUUGGAAAACAAAAUCAGAUGUUAAUGGUCCUCCUGCCAUGUUUAAACCACUAUACUCGGUCAUUAGUUCUUGACGACUCCUGGGUUGAACCGAAACAAACAUCCUACGUCUUCACAUAGAAUACAGUCCAUUUCAGAAAUAUCGACACUGGUGUCUUGUUGCCAGGGUGGG
This is a messenger RNA of Leucoraja erinaceus (little skate), 4166 nucleotides long. It is a transcript of the gene clcn3, whose product is annotated as chloride channel 3. Gene Ontology annotation, cellular component: membrane; Golgi apparatus; early endosome. The record is from RefSeq and is a predicted model, not a curated record. Gene Ontology annotation, biological process: transmembrane transport; chloride transport. The coding region runs from base 1238 to 3760 and encodes 840 amino acids. NCBI's taxonomy places the organism in Eukaryota, Metazoa, Chordata, Chondrichthyes, Rajiformes, Rajidae. The transcript is spliced from 13 exons. Gene Ontology annotation, molecular function: voltage-gated chloride channel activity.